Molecule: messenger RNA, 1072 nt
Organism: Trichomycterus rosablanca
Lineage: Eukaryota; Metazoa; Chordata; Actinopteri; Siluriformes; Trichomycteridae
Gene: crlf2
Product: cytokine receptor like factor 2
Exons: 5
Coding region: 498-1052 (184 amino acids)
Source: RefSeq, a predicted model, not a curated record
CUUACUUGGACCAAUCCUCCACAUAUAAUGAAUGUCAGUUAAACAUUUACCCUAUUAAUAAUUAGCAAUAAUAAUUAGCAAUGACUGAGCCCACAAACAGCUCAUGGACACUAGGGCAUACUUUAUCAUAUACAUUAAGGUAGAAAACCACCUACUCAAGUUCACAUGCAUCAUUACUAGGUUGCAAAGGGGAAAGCCACAUCAAAAGCCAUAGUUUUAACCUCCAGGUAGAAAUCCAGUCUGCAAAGAAAAAUCCGCUUUUUAUAGCAUAAUGGAAUAUGAGUGGUAUAUGACUGUUUUUUCCUAUUAAUACAGACCCAUAUAAUAUAAACAUUAGCAACACAUCAAAUUCUAUAAAAGUGGCAUGGAGGAAUCCAGACAAUACCAAGAGUGACCUGUGCUAUAGAACCCAUUUGCAGUACAGGAACAGCUGUGGCUCAUUCUGGCAGAAUUAUACAGACUUACAGAGCUUCGCCCUUGUGCUGCCUGCUCUGGAUAUGAAGAAGAAUUAUGUAUUCAGAAUAAGGAUGCGACUGUAUUGUAUCCAGCAGAACUGGGGAGAAUGGAGUCCAGAAAAAUACUGGAAAAAUAACACAGGUCCCUGCAUUGCAGUUACCUCACGAUUUAGCAUAAAGAAUUAUGUGUUACUAGCUAUUUUGCCAGUGGCAGGCUUUCUGCUUGUCUGUGCAAUAACACAAGAGCGGGUAAGAAGAUUUGUCCUUCCUAUAAUUCCAGAUCCUAUAAAAGCCCAAAACAGAAUUUUAGACAUUGAAACUUUUCAGCACAUGAGCAGCUUAACACAGACAUUGGAAGAGUUCAAGAUAUCUGAGAUCGAGGUUUAUUAUGAAAAGGAGGAGGAACCGACUGAACCUACAGACAGUACAUGUGAUGAUCAAUCCUCUCAAACUCAGCCUACACACACAGUUCAUGGAAAGAAUGACAUUGGCUUUGCCACAAAUAAUAGCAUGUAUUACAUUUAUUCUUCAGAUGCAUCUGAGAGCAAUAUGUUUUCUCACGUUUCUCACUCCACAACAGGAUACAUUGUCAUCUAGCUUCUGCUUGGGGUUAUUUA